AUUUCCUUCUUCUUCAAAACUAUUCAGAUUAAAAUAAUAUUUCCAUUUUCCCCCAUCCUUAGUAAACAUAAAAUCUAUAGAAAUUUCUGUAAUUUCUGGUUUUUCUUUCUCCAUUACUCUGUUUCGAGUUCUCCCUUCAAAACCCAAAAAGCUGAAAUCUUUUUGCUCGAUUCAAACGCAUUUGAUUUGGGUUUUUUUGGGUCGAUCUGAAAUGGGGUUUCAAUCAUAUUUCUGCUGUCUUUUUUUGGGAUUUGGAUGUUUUUUCUCAUCUGGGUCUUUUAGAUCUCUUCUUCUGAGAAGAGGGAUUAUUUAAUAGUCCGGCAGAGUAUGGUAGAUCAUACUCAUGCAUGCAUCCAAAUCGUUCAAAUUGUGGGCUUUCUUGUGGAUAGAAGUGUGCCCUGGAGAUCACGCCUGAUGAUCAUGGGCCGUCGUUGGUUGACACUUGCCCGUUGAAUUUGGAUGGUCGACCAUCACUGGUCAUUUGAUGGCUACUGAACUGAUGGUUAGGAUCACUGGGUCAAUGUGAUUGUUGGGCUCUGCUGUGCCCUCAGUGCCGACCUUUCGCUGGGACGGUCUGCCUCGACAUGCAUGUCUUCUCAAUGGACAGCGAUGCGUGCACAUGGACCGAGGAUACUUGCGGGAGUAUGAUCUCCCAUACUCCAUCAGAGUAUCAUAUAAUUCGUUCUGUACUGUUAAAAUAAAAGCAUUGCAGAAGAUGGGCUGAUCUGAGUUGCUGCAACGGUUGUUUUCUGUGCUUGUUUUUGUGUCUUCACUGCAGUUCUUAUAAGCCUGCUUCUAUGGAUGACGAUGGCGGAUUGGGCAUCCGUAAUUGGGGGUAUUACGAGCAAUCGUUGAGAGGAAAUCUCGGGCUACAGCUCAUGUCAAGGGUCGUGGAACGUGAUCAAAAGCCCAUGUUCUCAGGCCGUGAUUCCACCAUCACGGUUAAUGGAAGCUACCUUCAUCGUGAUUGUGGCAUCCCGCCGUCAACGGUCCCGAUGGAUUUUGCUAGAGACAGCUGGAUCCACCAGAGGGAGAAGUUUCUUCAUGCACUACCCUUGAACCACAGUUUCCCGCCCUUAUCUGAAGGCUCGGGAACUCACACUUUGCAGAAUCUGCCGAUUCCUGAUUCAUCGAAGGAUGAACGGCCUGUGCAGGUCGAAGAUGCCGAUAGCAAAAAAGAUGGGCCUUUGAAGAAACGGCCCAAUGGGCGGGCCUGUAAACCGCCGAAGCCAAAGAAGAAUAAGAGAAACCCUGCAGUACAGAAUGAGGAACCGAAUGGUUCUGUUCCGCAUGCAAAGCCCGUGAAGAAGAACAUGGGCCUUGUGAUUAACGGCAUUGAUGUGGACAUUUCAGGUAUUCCCAUACCGGUAUGCUCGUGCACGGGAACACCUCAGCAGUGCUAUCGAUGGGGUUGUGGUGGGUGGCAAUCAGCUUGCUGUACCACCAGCAUCUCGAUGUACCCCUUGCCGAUGGGCAACAAAAGACGGGGCGCACGGAUCGCUGGACGGAAGAUGAGCCUGGGCGCCUUUAAGAAGGUGUUGGAAAAGCUAGCUGGUGAAGGCUAUAACCUCUCGAAUCCGAUUGAUUUGAAGAGCCAUUGGGCUAAACAUGGUACCAACAAGUUUGUUACAAUCAGGUAGAUGUACAAUUCCAAUAACAUUACCUCGGCCUCCUGUUGCAUUUGGUAUGUUUCUCGUGUAUAUAUAUGUUUUAUUGCCUUUUGCAAGGGGCUCUUUUUGAAAAGCUUGUAGCCAAUGAAUUUUCUCGGUCAUGUUUUACAUGUUUUUUUUUUUUUUUUUUUCUUUUUUAAAUUUUAUUUUACAUUCAGACAUUUGUGUUCUUUGGAUAUGUUUCUCUUUUUGCAGCUUGUAGUUUUAGGGGAAAUGGAGGUGCUUUUGUUGAGAGGA
Messenger RNA from Magnolia sinica, 1907 nucleotides. Its product is annotated as protein BASIC PENTACYSTEINE2-like. Gene Ontology annotation, biological process: response to ethylene. Lineage: Eukaryota; Viridiplantae; Streptophyta; Magnoliopsida; Magnoliales; Magnoliaceae. The record is from RefSeq and is a predicted model, not a curated record. Gene Ontology annotation, molecular function: DNA-binding transcription factor activity; sequence-specific DNA binding. The transcript is spliced from 2 exons. Bases 798 to 1640 code for a protein of 280 amino acids. Gene Ontology annotation, cellular component: nucleus.